AUUUUUCGUAGACUUCAGCUUGUAGAAUGAGCGACGCGCAUGCAAGCUCUCACGUGCGCGAUCAAAGUUGUGUGCGAGGUGUUUGACGGAACGGCACAUUUUUAAUAACACAUCACCUGGCUAGCUGUCGUCGUCUCGUGCAUGUCGGAGAGCCUCGGUCAUCGCAAACGGAAUAUCAAACAGCGCGUCCAAGCAUACAUAUAGGACUAUACGCAACGGCGUGAUCCGAUUCCACAACCCGGUCACCUCGUUCGCUCACCACCGGUUGCAUGGACGCGCACAUCGUUCAUGCCCAUAAUAGCGAUUGCCAGCAUCACAUCUGGGCACUUUGACCCACGCCGAGAAGUAUCGUUCGCAGUUAAUCAGCGGAUGACCACAUGCCAGCUAUAUAUAGGCAAUGUCUACGCUGCUUAACCGUGUGCAACGUUACAGAGGACGAAAAGAGCGAAAAUUUUCUUUUCCUAUACCCUAUACCUUUACUCGCUCUCUCGCUGAUGGAAGAAAAUUCGCGAACGCUCUCGUGUGUGUCUGCUCGUUGCACGUCGUUCCAGUUGGACGUUAGUAUAUAUAGGCCUUUUUAAAUAGACGACGGUAAUGCAUCGUGCAAAAGAAAACAAAAAGCACACUGUAAAAAAUGUAUGGUCAAACUGCUGUCACCAUUGUAACAAUGGGUUGCAUUCGACGAUCGGCUGGGACCGGCACACCGGACAAUUAGAUUUUGGAGUCCGGAGUGGUUGAUAGUAUAAAGUAUUGAGGCUUACACUUACAUCUUCAACGUAUAAACGCGAGCGCGCAGCAGAAAGAGAGCACCAGGACCAUCAGCAUCUGAGGGCAUCAUCCGAGUUGGAGUCGAUCGCCGAUCGUCUGAUCCACGGAUUUUGUCAUGCAGGCGCAGAGUAAGUAGUACUUACAUAUAUAGCGUACGUGAAAGCAAAAAGAGCGCAGAUCGGGGGGGAUGUCGUACUUAGUCGAGUUAGUGUGUGCUGCACUUUCAAACCACAAGUUAUGUAUACCUUUUUUCAGUCUUUUUUCAGAACAAUGAAAAGGUAAGUAAAGUAUACCUAUAGUUGGUGAAUCAAACCUCUGCAGGAUCAUUUUUGCUCUGCUGAUCUGUUCCUGAUCUUCCGAGAGGUGUGUGUGUGUGCGCGCGUGCCGCAUGGUUUAUAUAAAUACAGAUAUAUGAGUAAACGUGUAAAUAUACGACCACUACGCUGUGCGCAUAAGGCGCUCAAGCGUGCUGAGUUGCUGUCGUUGCUGACUGUUGCGGGGGUGAGGAAGAGGAGGAGGAGAGAAAAGAACACCCAGAGAGUAAGCCCGUCGACGGUCUGCACGUCUGCAGUAAGUAAGCAGUAGUCUGCUCGUCGAGGUUGUGUCUUGCCCUCUCCUCGCAAAAGACACGGGCAUCGGACAGCGAGUCAUAUAUAUAAUAUACUUACACUUUAUACGUUAUUCUGCUGUGCUCCUUGGGUGCUGUCUGCAUGUAUAUACAUUACGUACAAGCAUCGGGUUCGCGUCGUUCAUCGUCUUCCAUAAACACUACAACACUGUCCACACUCAAGAUUAUUACUUGCACACGACGUUCACCACUAUUCGAUUAUCCUCUCUUCCGUCCGUACACUCGUGUGUGAUUAGUGAUUAUAAUUAAUUCCCGAUCUUCUUCCCUUCGUAACAAGUAUGAUGAUACCAGUACUGCUGAGAGUCGUUGACACAUAAAAAAACAACAAGAAGGAUUCAGCAUAUACCUAUUAUCCAAAAGGGGACAAAAGCGUGUUGUGCACCUUUAAGUAUACCCUUCCUACACCUAUAUUGGAUUGACCUACGAUGCUACUGCACCAGUGACUGAGUUGUGUGUGGAGUUCUGUUAUUUUUGCUAUAGCUAUGUAAGUACAUCUCUUUAUUGAAGAGAGACAAGCGGAAACUGAUUUGUGGGGACUGAGGAGUGUGUUAAGUACCUCGAGGUACCUAUAACACUGGUUUACACGCGACUUUUCGACUUGCUGCUGUUGGCUUGGCUGCCUCGCCUUUCUGGAAAAUAUCAAUUCUCGCUACUGAGUUGUAAGAACAACGAACAACAACAAAGACGACGUAUCUGCUCUUUCUGUGUCUGUGUUUUUAUUUUACGUCGGUUUGUGUGUAUUCGUGUGUAUCGAUACAUUGUGGUCCAGAGGAUGACGUUCGUAUGUGCAGAGUGCCAAGUGCUACUGAGCUCUGUGUGAUAGGUAUCUGCAAUAGUGAGUUAUCAGGGAUUGAAAUAGAGUUGCACUAGUGUCAGGAGUCAAUCUGGUUUUUUUUUUUUUUUUUUUUUAUUUAAAAAAAAAGAAGUUCAAGAGUAUUGGUGCAAGUGACUUUCUAUAUGCUGUUGGUUGGACUUUCAUCGGGUGGCAAUGAUAAACUACUGCUUUUGCUCCUCCCACUGCAGAGCACUGGUCGACAAAAUUUUGGCUGGAGUAUAGUGCCAUCUUCCUGGUACAGAUGUACACUCGCAUAAAAAGGUGACUCCCCAGGCAGCAGCAGGAGAGGCCUCAUCGUGACAUCGGCUGCGGUGGGCAGACAAUGAAAUAGGCCCUCCCAACCCUUCCAUCCUCCCCCAAGCUGCUGCGACUAGGGGAUGCCUAGUCUACACUCGCUCGUCCUUCGACGAGCCGCUCCCAUGGACAUGGGCACCGCUGCUAGUUCCGUAACGACCUCCAGCAAGACCAGCAGCCAAAACAACAAAAGCAACAACAACAACAACAACACCAGCAACAGCAACGACGCGACCAGCAACCAUCACAAGAGAACUGACAAGAUGAGCAGUAGCAGCAGUAAAUUGAGCGGCAUAAGGUUACCCCUGCUGCGCAAGGAGUCCAGCGCGAUCAACUUGUCGCUGGCCGAGCGCUCCUUGAACAAGCACAGCGGCGAGGCGCCCCUUCUCAGGCCCGAGAGCAGUGCCAGCCUGGAGGCUAGUCGAGGUGGCAGCUGGAUGAGCCUGCACCCCUCGGCCCUGAGGAAGUGCGAGACCGCCGUGGGACUGAGUACCCUGGCGCUCGAGGCUGGCCGGCCGAUCAACCGCAGCAGGGUGUGCUCGCGGUGCUCGAGUCUUUUAUCACUGGCGUCGAGCUCGCGGUACAGUUUGGCAGCUGGAAACUUCGUCCCGGCGGCUCAGACCACCUCGCAGACCCACCUCGGGCGUUUUCUCUGCAAGCUCUGCCUAUCGGACGUACCUGUGGCUCAGAUGUUUACUAUUGAAGGCUGUGGAUGCUCCUACUGUAAGGAUUGUAUGCGCGCUUACAUGGAGUUCGAAAUAGAAGUAGGAGCUUACGACAUUAGCUGUCCGGACGCGAAGUGUGAUCAAGACGGUAUGCUUUCGUUGCAAGAAAUCGGCACGCUUGUGAGUCCAGAACUCGUCGAAAAACAUCACAAGUUUCGUCUCAACAGAGACGUUUCGAUGGACAAGGAGCGUGCCUGGUGUCCACGGGCCGGCUGCGAGACGAUAUGCUCAUUGAACAGCGCCGGUGACGGCUCGAGCGGGAGUCCCGGCCCUGUGCACUGUCCCAACUGCUCGACGGACUUUUGCUCGUUGUGCCGCGAGCCCUGGCAUCGGGGACCCUGUCCGGAGCUACCGCUGGGCAUACCCUUCGACAGCGAUCGCAUCAAGUGCUGCCCGAUGUGCUCCGUGCCGAUCGAGAAGGACGAGGGCUGCGCUCAGAUGAUGUGCAAGAGGUGCAAGCACGUCUUUUGUUGGUACUGCUUGGCCUCGUUGGACGACGAUUUUCUGCUGCGGCACUACGACAAGGGUCCGUGCAAAAACAAGCUGGGCCACUCGCGCGCCUCGGUGAUUUGGCACCGGACGCAGGUGAUCGGUAUCUUCGCGGGCUUUGGCUUGUUGUUGCUGGUUGCCUCGCCGCUUCUCUUAUUAGCGGCGCCCUGCAUAGUCUGCUGCAAAUGCCGGGUCUGCGGUUCGUCGCGCCUCGAGCAGGACGAGACGACCGCCGUGGUAGCUGCCGCCUCUGCUGCAUCGUCAGGUGCAGGUGCAACGCAAACGGGAGCUCCGGCGUCAAGCCAAGAAGACACUGGCACGUAAAAUUCGCAGCUCUGCGACAAAGAGUGUCCCUAUUUAUCUUUUAGAUGGGCCCCGGCAAUCAAUGUGGGUUUAUUUUUUCGUUUCUCGUAAAGACGAGCGACAGACCGUAAUGUCGACUGGUAGCUCUUGCUCUUUUUUUUUUAUAUACAUAUAUAAAUAUUUAUGUCGUUGAUCUCAAAUCGGAGAUCUAGAUUCGAUCUCUAAUCGAAGGGGUUGUACAAUUUAUAGGGUCAAAAAUAUAAAGUUAUAUAAAUAUAAUACAUAUAUGUCGGAGGUUAGUGCAGUGAACGAUAAUCGACGACGAUGAUGAAUUUAACGAUCACUGUCGUGUUGUACAUGUAUAUAUUUAUUAUUUUGCGUAUCGUAAGUAAUCGUCGAUUAAUCGGUGUACAUUUUUUAAGGGAAAAAGUAUAACGUUGAGUAAUUUGAAGGGUGAAAAAUAUUAAUUUAUAAGAUGCUGAAAAAAAGUGACUAUCCGUUAGCGUUUCAUACACUGUGAUUAUUUUUAAUUAAUAAUAAUGUUUAUGUUAAGUUUUUCUUUUUUUUCUUUUUUUUUUUCUAACAUAAUAUAAAUUCUGAUUAGUUACACAAUGUUUUCAAAAAAGCACAUGGACAAACUUAUUUUGUUUUAAAAUGAUUCUCGAUUGAAAAUAACCGUUAAAGCGAUGGAAAAAAAAACCAACACGAACGACGCGCUGAAAGAGCUGCGUGUGUCAGAUAAUAAAAAUUCGGAUGACUUCCUUUUUUCCCAAGAGGUGCUCACUAUUUGCUUCAAAAGAGAAAGAAAAAAAAAUUCAAGAGUGUCCUCGCUAGUUUUUAAGUAACAUGAGACUAGCUAAGCGAGAGAUCAAGUCAACUCUCAGAUGUGUACUGGGUACUACUUAUUAUUGCUUUUCUUGUUUGCUGAUAAAAUUAGAAUGCCGUUUCACGCGUUGCGUAACUAUGAGUAUAACUGCGAUGUUAAUUGGUUUUUGAAAUCAUCAUAAUGUUAAAAAAAACGAAGAAAUAAAAUGUAUACAUUCCUUGAAAUUAAAUCCAUCGAGAUUUCGAGAUUUCAAAUAAUGGUUGUAAAAUAUAGUGGAGGCAUGAGGACGAUGUUUAUAAUGAAAACUUUGAAUUUUUCAUUUGACGGCGCAGUUUCUACUGAGAAAUCUUCACGGUAUUCCAUAACACAAAAAUGUUGAAGUUUUUUCCAUGAUGUGCGCCCAGGAUCAAGAAAUGCGUUUUAAAAUAUUUAUUUACAUGACGAAAUGGGGAUGUAGAAAUGCAUUUUUAUAAUUGUGCAUGAUAUUGACGAUACAGACCCUAAAAAAAAUAGUAUUAAUUAUCGAUGUAUUUUGAUGAGAAUGAAUGUAAUUAACGGACAAAACUGAUUAGUGAUAAAUAUUGUGUAUGUUAUUUUAGCUCAGAGAUAGUAAGCUGUGACGUUAUGAUUUAUUAUGAAUUUUACGUUAAACAUAAUUUCAUUUCUCUUUAGUCAUCUGUUAUUGUUUACGAUAAUAUAUGUAUUAUGUAAUAUGUAUAUUAAUAAACAAUUACAUUACGGCUUUUAGCCUUGCUCCAUCCUUGUUGCUCGGCUGGAGCCCGUGCAAUGAUCGGCGAAUAGGUAGAUAAUUAUCUGGCACUCAGCGGUCUUACAGUUGAAAAAAAGCGUAAAUUAAAAAGACGUAAAGAAUAAUUUACAGCAAAAAUGUAUGAUUAUCAGUUACAGCAGCAUCACCGUUGUAGCAUUGACGCGCUUGUGGGAGCUGGCCAGACGAUAAUUCUGUACAGUCUCUAAAACCUGCAAAUGAUUUUUAUUUAAAUAAAUUUUUCAUCUAUCGCCAAA
Messenger RNA from Copidosoma floridanum, 5891 nucleotides. RefSeq names its product E3 ubiquitin-protein ligase RNF144A. Gene Ontology annotation, biological process: protein ubiquitination. Gene Ontology annotation, molecular function: ubiquitin-protein transferase activity; zinc ion binding. The record is from RefSeq and is a predicted model, not a curated record. Lineage: Eukaryota; Metazoa; Arthropoda; Insecta; Hymenoptera; Encyrtidae.